Henningerozyma blattae CBS 6284 is the source of this 1722-nucleotide messenger RNA. RefSeq lists its product as uncharacterized. The record is from RefSeq and is a predicted model, not a curated record. Gene Ontology annotation, cellular component: cytosol. NCBI's taxonomy places the organism in Eukaryota, Fungi, Ascomycota, Saccharomycetes, Saccharomycetales, Saccharomycetaceae. Gene Ontology annotation, biological process: galactose metabolic process; carbohydrate phosphorylation. Bases 1 to 1722 code for a protein of 573 amino acids. The transcript has a single exon. Gene Ontology annotation, molecular function: ATP binding; galactokinase activity.
AUGUCUGUACCAGUUUAUCAUGCACAAGAUAGCAAUGAAUUGAGUUCAUUAUCGUCUAAAUUGAUAGAAAGCUGUCAAAAAGUGGUUGAUAAAUUUACAUCGAUUUAUGGAUGCAAACCUGAUUUUAUUGCUAGAUCUCCUGGACGGGUUAACUUAAUUGGUGAACAUAUUGAUUAUGUUGAUUUUUCUGUAUUACCAAUGGCAAUUGAUCCUUCCAUGUUGGUAGCUAUUAAGAUAUUAAAAUAUGAUGAAGAUGAAGAUGAAGAUAAGGAAAAUAGUAAAACUAAUUCUAAUGAAUCUUUGACAAGUAACCCAUCGAUUCUUUUAACUAAUGAUGAUCAUAAAUUUGCCCAAAGGAAAUUCGAUUUACCAUUGGAUGGGUCAUAUAUUACAAUUGAUCCAUCAGUAUCUGAUUGGUCUAAUUAUUUCAAAUGUGGUUUUUAUGUAGCACAUGAAUAUUUGAAGAAAAAAUUUCCAGAAAGAUUCAAUAAUAAACCUUUAUACGGAUUAAAAGUGUUUUGUAAAAGUGAUGUACCUAGUGGUAGUGGAUUAUCAUCAUCUGCUGCCUUUACUUGCGCUGUAGCCAUGGCAAUUAUAAGAGCUAAUACGGGGAAAGAUUAUAGGAUUUCAAAACAUGAUCUAACAGAGAUUUGCGUUAUUGCAGAACAUUAUGUUGGGGUGAAUAACGGUGGGAUGGAUCAAGCCGCCUCCAUAUUUGGGGAAUUGGAUCAUGCAUUAUAUGUAGAAUUUAAACCUAAAUUGAAAGCCACACCUAUUAAAUUCCCCACUUUUAAAAAUAGCAACGCUACUAAGGAUGGUAGCGAUACGACUGAGAAAAAAAUUGGAAAUGAACUUACAUUUUUAAUUGCAAAUAGUUUAGUAGUAUCCAACAAAUACGAAACGGCUCCUACAAAUUAUAAUCUAAGAGUAGUGGAAGUCACUAUAGCGGCUAGUGUACUUGCCAAUUUCUUCCAAAUCAGACUCCCCAACAAGAUUACAGAUAAUGGCAUGGAUAAGGGCAAUCUCAGAGAUUUCAUGGAUGCAUAUUAUGCCCGAUAUUAUAAUGAGCAUGUACCAUGGAACGGAGAUCUGAAAGAGGGGAUUAGUCGGUUGACAAAAAUGUUAGAAUUGGUAGAGGAAUGUUUUAAUACAGACGAGAAACGAAUUGGGUAUACGGUGAAUGAUAUUUCUAAUGCCUUAGAUUGCUCUCGAGAGGAAUUUACCAGGGAUUUCCUAAUGGUUUUCCCCAUUAGAUUCCAAUUAUUAAAACUAUAUCAAAGGUCGAAACAUGUAUUUAGCGAAUCGUUAAGAGUUUUGAAAACACUAGAAUUGAUGAUCAAUACAAAUAAUAAUCUUAAAAACAACCAAGUCAAAGGGAACGAAGAAGAAGAAGAAGAGAAAUUUUGUCAAGAAUUUGGUGAAUUGAUGAAUCAAUCUCAAGCAUCUUGUGAUAAAUUAUAUGAAUGUUCCAGUAACGAAUUGAAUGAUUUAUGUAAAAUUGCAUUAGCUAAUGGGUCAUAUGGCUCUAGAUUAACAGGUGCUGGCUGGGGUGGAUGCACGAUUCAUCUUUUACCCAACGACACAAAGAAAAUCGAAAAAGUCAGGAAGGCUUUAAUUGAAGAGUUUUACAAGGUAAGAUACCCACAGAUUAAUGAAGAAGAGCUUGAGAAUGCCACGAUUGUAUCAAGACCUGCUAGAGGCAGUUUUCUUUAUGAGGUGUAA